Paramecium sonneborni is the source of this 1723-nucleotide messenger RNA. The record is from the annotation of a GenBank genome assembly. NCBI's taxonomy places the organism in Eukaryota, Ciliophora, Oligohymenophorea, Peniculida, Parameciidae.
AUGAUUAAUGCUCAAGCUAUUAUAUUGGAUUGCCUGUCAAUAAUAUUUGUUAGUAAUAUUCAAACGAUUAAUAUUUAAUCGAGAAAGUAUGCAAAUCAACCUUAGGUUUUUAUUAUCGUUCAAAUUAUGAUAGUACAUGUAUUUUAAUGUAAUAUUUUUUUUAAUAAUUCAAGCAAGUGCUUUGUUUAUUGAAUAGAUUUUUCCGAAUGAAGAGAGAUAUUCAAUAAAAUUUUCAGAUUUGUUCAAUAGUUCAGAAUUUGAUUAAACAAAUACAGGAUUAUUACACGGGAUAUUCACUAAAAAUUCUGGUACUUAUCGAUUUGUUGAUUUAUCCUAAUUUUAAUAAGGAAUUUGUUUGAUAGGAAUAAGAAUGAUGAUAUCAUUUUAUAAUGAUAUUCCUAUAGGAGGAGGAAUAAAAUUUGAAAUUAAUAAUACUUAUUAUGGAUCAAUAUUAAAUACAAAUGAAGGUAAGAAAUUUCACAGAACCAAAUUAUAUCAAGUAGAUUAAUUUGCAUGCUCUACUCUAUGGACUAGUUGCUAAAUAUCUACAAUAUUCUUAUUUGUUGAUAUUCCAAAAUAUUCUUUUGUAUUUACAGCAUUUGGAAAUUACAAGUAAAUAUUAAAUAGAUAAAUUCAUUAGAACUGCAACUGCAGGAUGAACUUUAAGAGAAUUUGAGGUAUCUUCAGGAUAUUGUUAAUCCAAUUGUAAAUUUUGUGAGAUACCUUACAUAUGUUAAGUAUGUAACGAUGGAUUAUAUAUAUCAAGUGAAGGUAGAAUUAACUGAACUAAUUAAGUUAGAAUUGUGUUCCAUGCAAUGGAUAUUACGAAACAAUAAAUUCAAACUUUUGUGAUUCUUAUGAUUAAGAAACUCAAUGUAUUAAUGAAGUUAGCUAGAUUCCAAAUUUUUAAUAAAAAAUGAGUAUUUUAGUCAGAUAAAUGAUCCAUUAUAUAUAUUAAUAAAUAUUCAUUUAAACAAUAAGCCUCAAAGUAUGUUUUAGUUUCAUAAAAAUCUGUAAACUUUUUAAAAGGAUCAAAUACAAUUAAUGGAUAAGUUUUAUAAUAAUUAAAUUAUAAACUCUUAAUCUUUAAUCUGUAUCUGUUAUCCAUUUUGGUUAGGCAAGUAUAUUUUUGGAGGAUAAUUUGUUUGGAGUUAAGAAAAAUUUAAAAUAACUCAUUAACUUAAAAAUCCACAUCAUAACACUAGGGUUUUAUAUUUUAUAUGGUAAGAAUUUUCCAUCAGAUGGUUAAUUCAUUUACAUUUUUGAGUCUAAGUAAUCAAUAAUAAAAUCUAGAACAAAUGAUGAUGGAACAAUGAAAUUUAUACAUAGUAAUUCUUCUAAUACAUUAACUUUGUAUUGGGAAUGUUCAGGUAGUAACAGAAAUCCUUAAGAUUCAUAUUGUGGAGUAUAUGGAUAUAAUGUUAUUGUUCAUUAUUGCUAGCCAAAUUGUUUAUAAUGUCUAAAUUAUAAUGCUUGUUCAUUGUGGGAUAUAGAUGUUUCAUUAAAAUAUAAAAUUAUAAUUCAGUCAAACUAAAAUUUCUUACAGAGAAAUCAUGUUAAGCUAGAAAAUAUUAAGAAUAGAAAUGUUUAUCUUGUCCUGCAACUUGUCUUACUUGUACAUCUGCACACAAAAUUGUUAAAGUUGUAUAUCAACAUAUAGUCUGAUUAGAUAAAGAUAUAGCUGUUUAAUGAAUUAAUAUAAAGCAAAUAAUUAAUGUUAUGA